UCAGAACAACAAGUGGAGUCGGCACAAACAAAGUCUUCCAGAGUUUUCUGUGAGCAAGCGGCAAGGUCAGGUUGCUUGUGUUGGGGAGGAAAUGUGAUCCCAGAGGGUGGAGCUGCCCUGUGGAUCAUCACAUCACAUCACUCCACUCCGCUUCACUCUACGUCCAUCUACUACCCGGCUUGUCAUGUCGCUAAUCUUAUGCGGCUUUGUCCUUCAGUGCGGAUCUACCAAGGCUGCUGACCAUCUCAACAACAAGGCUCCCACAGACAAAGUUUUUAAUUCAGACCCGAAAGGGUGACUACGGCAAAACUUCACUCAAAUAUCACUUUUCGUUGCCUAUGUGAAGAAACAAGGACAUUUGCGAUGCUUGUACCCCGGAGGAAUGCUAGAAAUGGCAACCAUCUCAUUGCUUUGACACGGAGGCACCACAGCAGAGACGUGACAACUUUUCGAUUUUAUUUUUUUUUUUGUCUUUUCUUUUUUUAACCACAAACCAGCAGCACUUCAUUCACUCAUUCAAGAGCUGAAGCUUUAGUCGAGAGACCUUUCUACUCAUCUUUCUGCUCUGAUUUUCUGUGUGGAGAUAAAAGGUCAACGUAAGCCGCGAUGAAAUGGGAAAAGUUAAAACCGCCAGAACCGGAUGAUCCCAUGUGUUGCUGUGAAUGUGACGUAUUCCAGUACGGCUGUUGCUGUGACUGUGAGGAUCUGGAUGAGGCCUUCAACAGAUGGCUGAGGGACAAGGCACCAAAGAGUGGAUGUCAUUCAUUUCUACUGGGGGCCUUGAUUGACAACUUGGAGAUCUCCCUGGUCCCUGCGCUGGUUUUACUGCCUCUGCUGAUGCGUGUCGCGGCGCUGCACUACCUGCUGGGUAUCAUGAUCUUGACAGCUCUGCCCGGGCUGGUGCUCUGGCUCUACUACGCCACUCACAAGAGAAAGAGACGCACGCUAUUCUUUCUCACACUGGCGCUCUACUCUCUGGCCUACAUGUACUAUCUCUUCAUCACUGAGAUUGUACCUCGCGGGGACGUGAGUCGAUUGCAGCUGUGUACCGUGACCGCGGGGAUGAUUUUCACCAUUGCGUCUCUGGUUCGGACCAAGAGGAGCCCGGGAUUUGUUAGUACUGCAGCACGUGAGGUGGACGGCAAGGGUUCACCAGCUCUCAGUGAGUCCGUCCAGACAGAGGCAUCGUCCUCUUUCUCAGGAUCGAGACCAAGUGAUAAAUGGAGCAGGUGUCCUGUGUGCAAAAUUGCACGACCUCCACGGGCGGGACAUUGUGGAACGUGUGGAGUUUGUGUUCAACGCCUGGACCACCACUGUGUCUGGAUAAACAGUUGUGUAGGGCAAGGUAACCACCGCAGCUUCCUGUUGACCCUGUGUGUGUUUCUGCUAACAUCUUUGUACGGGAUCACUUUGGUGCUGCGCAGCCUGUGUCCUCAACAGUAUCUAGUCAGCGCGCUCUUCUACUGCCCGGGCGUCUACUCUCAGUCCAGCUCAGCGCUCUGCUUCACCUGUGCCUGGUACAGCGUCAUCGUCACUGGGGGGCUGCUGUACCUACUGGUGGCACAGGUGGUGAAUAUCAGCUUCAACGUGACUGAGCGGGAGGCCCAGCUGGCCCUGAGGAACAAAACGGGCCAAAGUCGCCUGUGGGGGCUCGCCGUCGCCACGGGAACGUAUUCGCGAGGCUUCUACCAGAACUGGGUUGACUUCCUCACUAUGGCUGAUGCCUCGACAUGUCCUCGAUCCGGCGCCCCCCACUUGGUCUAGUUUCGCAUCCUUGGAUGCAGCUCAACAUUCACAGAGUGGAGCUCAUGUACUUCUAAAACAGGAAAUGGCGCUUUCUGUUUUGUUGUUGAUGGAUACUGGACGUCUCAAACAAAAUAUGGAUCUUACAUGCCUUCCUGAUUGAACCGUUACUGCCCAUGUAUUUAACGUGUGCAAAAUAAAAAGCUCUCCGGCGACUGUUUUUGCGAUCAUGGCGUAAAUAUGUACUUUAAAUUAUUAAUAUGUUAAUGAAGGUCUGACCAUUCUGAGUAUCAUAUUUAAUGUGCUCUUUCACCUUUUCAUAAUGCAUACGGUGGGUGGAGCAAGCUGUUUAAAUCAAUAGGUUGUCUUCAUGUAAUGCCCAAGUCAAUGCACGCUUUUUGCCAUCAAUGCAUCAUUUUUUUAUCACCAAGCGAAUGAAUGUAGGCUUCUUGAGUUAAAUGGUCAUAGUUUGGCUGAUGUACAAGACAGGGGGGUGGGGGGGGGGGGGUACAGACCAGAAAAACCUCUCUGGAUGAUGUGCAGUUCAAUCCCACAAACACAAUAAUAAAUCUACUGUAUUGUCAAACACUAUUGACAGUAUUUGAUCUCAGACGUCCUGAAUGUUUUGGCCUGGGUGUGUGGUUUUCAGAUUUAUCACCUCACUGGUGCUUUACAAGGGGACCGAUAGGAAAAUAUACACAAAAUGUUUUGGAAUAUUAUAUUUUGUAAUACUGUAUAUUACAAACCGGAGACUGAAAAUAAUACGUCUUAUUGUAAAAUGAAGUAUCGAUAAUCAGCCUAUAGAGGGCAGUGUUCAACUGAUGAUAGUUUUUGCUUUGACUUAAUCGCACAAUCUGAUUGGAUGCUGAGAAUGAUGCAUUACAUUCAUGUUCAUGAUUUCAUUUCAAAAGAAGUUUAGGACCCACAAGUGUUUGUAUUGAGACUUUCUGUCUCGCCAAAGCCCCUUGAGCUGCCGUGGUUCUGUCAGUGUGCAUAUUUCCAUUAAAUUGGGCGAUUAAGUCAUUCCCAGGUAAUGAACCAGAGUAAGAAAUUCCAAGUUAGCUUCCUGAACUUACUCACACUGAAACUAAAUGACAAUCUAGUGUGAGUGUGAAAAUAUACUGCAAAACGUGACUUUACAUUAAUUACAUUUGCCCUCAGGGUUAAUGGUUUAACCUGUUUUAACUGGCACGGUAUGUGUGGAUUCUGUGCAAAGAUCCUCCUGGGAAGUUGAAAGCCCCUUGGCCUUAUAUUUGCUUUACCAUAGUGCAGCGCUUAUAGGAUAUAGUUAAAAUCACUCAGUCAACACUCACUUUUCCCAUUCUAAAGCCGACUUGCAGUUUACAGUCAAUCUAGACUUCUGUCAAUGCUUUGCAGAGAUCUGGCAAAACGUUUUUUGAACUUUAAACUCAAAAGAAAUGUGCUUGUUUAGGGUGAGAUUUGCAUCAUGAUGCAUUGUUUUAAAGUCAACUUCAAAAAUCGGUGCAAUAUCAGGCUGAAUGCGGUGGCAAAAGCAUUGCCAGAGUAGCACAUGAGAAUGCGGUUUCUCAUGUGUCGAGUUGUUUGUGUUGUAACUGCUGACAGUUGAAUUUAAUUCUGCGCUCUCUGCUCUGGAAUACACCAGAGAGGAGCCGCCGUUUUGUUCUCCGUUUUUAGUCCAACUAACUCUUACUAUUAUGAAAUAUGCAAUGUGACACAUUCGACGAACACCCAUGUUACUCUUAAGCACAUUAUGCUGAAUUCUAAGCGCGGUAGGGUAUAACGUGUGGCUGCGCCAACAUGUUUGGACUCA
Messenger RNA from Hippocampus comes (tiger tail seahorse), 3535 nucleotides. RefSeq names its product zDHHC palmitoyltransferase 23a (gene zdhhc23a). Gene Ontology annotation, molecular function: protein-cysteine S-palmitoyltransferase activity. The record is from RefSeq and is a predicted model, not a curated record. The coding region runs from base 607 to 1764 and encodes 385 amino acids. Lineage: Eukaryota; Metazoa; Chordata; Actinopteri; Syngnathiformes; Syngnathidae. The transcript is spliced from 5 exons. Gene Ontology annotation, cellular component: Golgi apparatus; endoplasmic reticulum. Gene Ontology annotation, biological process: protein targeting to membrane; peptidyl-L-cysteine S-palmitoylation.